GCUGCUAAUGCUGCGUGAGUGAGUGUGUGCUCCAGAGCUAGCCUCGGCACACAUUAUAUAAAAAAAUUAAAAAACAAAAAAAAAUUUAAAAAGCAUAAAAACCCAAAAAAUCCGUUUUCUUUUUUUUUGUAAAAAAAAAAAAUCGGUGAAGCAGGAGUAGAUAUUCGUGGACAAGACGGUAAAGCAAGGGGGAUUUUUUUUUAUUCGACGUGUAUCGCCAUCGAGCUAGCUAGUUGCUGUUGAAGGGGGAAGGCCUAGCUAUUUGGAUUUUAAAAACUGCACUUCGAUUACUUUGCAACUGUCGAUAGCACGUUUUGGCUACACAACGCUCGUUAGCCAUUUUAAAUAGGUACCUGGCUACUUGUGCACCGUGUCAAACUUGACCGCGCCAGAAAAUUUGUUUCAAGCUAGGAUCCCUUCAUUUAGUUAUCUAGCUAGGUCGCUAACGUUAGAGCUAGCUAACAUUAAAAUCUGGGCUCGCUUGCUUUAAUAAUUGGCUAGGUUACUCCGUACAGUAUUGGGUUUGCGGCAGAUAACUGGCUAAUUAUUUUUUUUUAAAAAAUACGUUUUAGACUAAACCAGCAAGCGCGCUAACGGUAGCUAGCCACGUAUUUUAACGUCAGACAGAACGAUCGGCAACGUUAGUUAACAAUUCGAGGUUACUCGCUAACGGGGCUUAGCUACACAGUACGUUGGCAUUUUUUGGAAUUUUUGGCUAGCAGUUCUUUCGUUAACGUUAGUACCCAGUCGCGUACACGAAGAUGAAUCCCAGCGCUCCCAGUUACCCGAUGGCCUCCUUGUACGUCGGCGAUCUCCACCAGGACGUGACUGAAGCGAUGCUGUACGAGAAAUUCAGCCCCGCCGGGGCCAUCCUCUCCAUCCGUGUCUGCAGGGACAUGAUCACUCGCCGCUCCCUCGGAUAUGCGUAUGUCAACUUCCAACAGCCGGCCGAUGCCGAACGUGCCCUGGACACCAUGAACUUCGACGUGAUCAAAGGACGGCCCGUCCGGAUCAUGUGGUCCCAGCGCGACCCGUCGCUGAGGAAGAGCGGCGUGGGCAACAUUUUCAUCAAGAACCUGGACAAGUCCAUCGACAACAAGGCCCUCUACGACACCUUCUCGGCCUUCGGCAACAUCCUGUCCUGCAAGGUGGUGUGUGAUGAGAAUGGCUCUAAGGGCUACGGCUUUGUGCACUUUGAGACCCAGGAGGCUGCCGAAAGGGCCAUUGAGAAAAUGAACGGCAUGUUGCUCAAUGACAGAAAAGUCUUUGUGGGGCGCUUCAAGUCUCGCAAAGAGCGCGAGGCUGAGCUCGGAGCCAGGGCCAAAGAGUUCACCAACGUGUACAUCAAAAACUUCGGAGAGGACAUGGAUGAUGAAAAACUGAAGGAAGUUUUUAGUAAAUAUGGCAAUGCCAUGAGUAUCCGUGUGAUGACGGACGACACCGGGAAGUCCAGGGGCUUCGGCUUUGUCAGCUUUGAGAGGCACGAGGACGCGCAGAAGGCCGUGGACGAGAUGAACGGGAAGGAGCUCAACGGGAAGAUGAUCUAUGUGGGCCGCGCCCAGAAGAAGGUGGAGCGUCAGACGGAGCUGAAGCGCAAGUUCGAGCAGAUGAAGCAGGACCGCAUGACCCGCUACCAGGGCGUCAACCUGUAUGUGAAAAACCUGGAUGAUGGCAUCGACGAUGAGCGCCUGCGUAAGGAAUUCUCACCUUUCGGAACCAUCACAAGCGCUAAGGUCAUGAUGGAAGGUGGCCGCAGCAAGGGCUUCGGCUUCGUCUGCUUCUCGUCCCCGGAGGAGGCCACCAAGGCGGUGACGGAGAUGAACGGCCGCAUCGUGGCCACCAAGCCGCUGUACGUGGCCCUGGCCCAGCGCAAGGAGGAGCGGCAGGCCCACCUCACCAACCAGUACAUGCAGAGGAUGGCCAGCGUCCGCGCCGUGCCCAACCCGGUCAUCAACCCCUACCAGCCGGCGCCGCCCUCCGGCUACUUCAUGGCUGCCAUCCCACAGGCCCAGAACCGAGCUUAUUAUCCAACCAGCCAGCUGGCUCAGCUGAGACCCAGCCCCCGCUGGGCAACCCAGGGCGUCAGGCCUCAGCAUUUCCAGAACAUGCCGGGUGCCAUGCGUCCCUCAGCCCCCAGGCCCCAAACCUUCAGCACCAUGAGACCCCCCUCCCAGGUGCCCCGCAUGAUGUCCACGCAGCGCGUCGCCACCCAGACCAUGGCGCCCCGCCCCUCCGCCACCGCCGCCGCUGCAGCCGCCACCCCGGUGCGCGGCGUUCCUCAGUACAAGUACGCCGCCGGAGUGCGCAACCCCCAGCAGCACAUGGCCACGCAGCCGCAGGUCGCCAUGCAGCAGCCCGCUGUCCACGUGCAGGGCCAGGAGCCACUGACCGCCUCCAUGCUGGCUGCCGCCCCUCCACAGGAGCAGAAGCAGAUGCUGGGCGAGCGUCUCUUCCCGCUGAUCCAGAACAUGCACCCCAGCCUGGCGGGGAAGAUCACAGGCAUGCUGCUGGAGAUCGACAACUCGGAGCUCCUGCACAUGCUGGAGUCCCCGGAGUCCCUGCGCUCCAAGGUGGAUGAGGCUGUUGCCGUGCUGCAGGCUCACCAGGCCAAAGAGGCCGCCCAGAAAACUGUCACCAACUCUGCUGGUGUCCCAAGCGUCUAAGCCAAGGUGUGGGGAACCUUGAAACUUGCUUCACCGAGGGGGGAAAAAACUUUAAACAUUGAAAAAA
Messenger RNA from Megalops cyprinoides (Indo-Pacific tarpon), 2730 nucleotides. Its product is annotated as polyadenylate-binding protein 1A-like. Gene Ontology annotation, cellular component: ribonucleoprotein complex. Gene Ontology annotation, molecular function: RNA binding. The record is from RefSeq and is a predicted model, not a curated record. The coding region runs from base 762 to 2663 and encodes 633 amino acids. The transcript is spliced from 15 exons. Lineage: Eukaryota; Metazoa; Chordata; Actinopteri; Elopiformes; Megalopidae.